Messenger RNA from Pogona vitticeps (central bearded dragon), 2888 nucleotides. NCBI's taxonomy places the organism in Eukaryota, Metazoa, Chordata, Lepidosauria, Squamata, Agamidae. The record is from RefSeq and is a predicted model, not a curated record.
AUGGGUUGCAAUCUGUGCAGUUUUCAGAAGAGGGAGGAACACUACAAACUGCUGUAUGAAGUUUCUCAGGUCAAUGGCAAGGAUCUAUCCAAAGCCACUCACGAAGAGGCAGUGGAGGCUUUUCGUAAUGCAAAAGAGCCGAUAGUAGUUCAGGUUCUGCGGAGAGCACCGCUGGUUAAAACACAUGGAAGCUCACAGGAUGUUCGCCUCAUGGAUGCUAGCACACAGACGGAUAUUACUUUUGAACAUAUUAUGGCUCUGGCCAAGCUGAGGGCAACUACACCUCCAGUACCUGACAUCUGUCCCUUCCUGCUUUCUGACAGCUGCCAUUCUCUUCAUCCAGUUGAGCAUGACUGUUAUGAAGGUACAGAAUAUCUUUCCAGUUUGCCUGCUGAUGGAGAUAGAACUGAGGAGUUUGAAUACGAGGAAGUCGAACUUUGUCGUAUUAACAACCAGGAAAAGCUGGGGCUGACGGUCUGUUACCGUACAGAUGAUGAGGAAGACACAGGAAUCUACAUCAGUGAGGUUGAUCCAAACAGUAUUGCUGCCCGAGAUGGACGAAUCCGGGAAGGGGAUAGGAUUUUACAGAUAAAUGGCCAAGAUGUCCAGAACCGGGAGGAGGCUGUGGCACUGCUCUCCAGUGAUGAAUGCAAGAAAAUAGUAUUGCUUGUGGCGAGACCAGAGAUGCAGCUGGAAGAAGGAUGGCUGGAUGAUGAAAGGAGUGAAUUCUUAGAGGAGUUAAACUUGGAAAUGCUGGAAGAACAACAACAUCAUGAACUACAGCAGUACCCCAGCAUUGAAGUAGAGCAGCCAAAGAAACAUGAAGAAGAAGAUGGCACCACAGAUACUGCUACCUCAUCAUCUAAUAACAAUGAGAAGGAUAGUGGAGUGGGCCCUACAGAUGAGAGCCAACGUAAUGACGAGAGCUCAGAGCAAGAAAAUCCACCCGAGGACCAGAAUAAUUCAACCCUGCAGAGCCAACAAGAACUUGAACAGAGCCAGGACUCUUUGGGAAGCAUCAAACCACAAUGCAACAAAACCCUAGUAUCUGGGGAAUACAUUGAAUCUGAUUUUAUUGAUAAUCAGGAAGAGGACUGUGAAAGGUUUCGUCAGCUGUUGGAGCUCAAAUGUAAGAUCCGAAAUCAUGGAGAGUAUGACUUGUAUUACUCAAGUAGCAGGAUAGAGUGCAACAGAAGGCAAAAAGAUGGAGUUGAGCAUGAGCUUCAGCUGCUCAAUGAGGAACUGAGGAACAUUGAGCUUGAGUGUCAGAGCAUUAUGCGAGCUCACCGUCUUCAGAAAGUAAAAGAUGAGUAUGGUGACAUUUGGGCACUGCAUGGUAACACAUUCAGGAAUUAUAACACUACUAUAGACCUUCAAGGGGGAAAACUUGAUGACAUUUUAGAGCAUCCAGAGAAAUCAGACAAAGAUACUUCCAGUGCUUACAAUACAGCAGAGAGCUGCAGAAGCACUCCACUGAAUGUAGAGCGAUCUCCUGAUAGCUCCCUUCAGCGCAUGAUUAGUAUCACCAACAGGAAAAACCUCAGGAGUACCAUUGUGGCUAAUCAGUUGUCUUCAAGACAAAUGAGCAGGGAGACAGCCCCAAACCAAACCAAAACUAUCGAACAAAAUAGCUCUGUUGAGGAAAAGGAGACUGUUUCAGAGAGCAGCAAGUCAACAGAGCAAGACAAGCAAAGCCCUGAGCAUAUUCCUUACUUAUCCCCGUAUCAUAGCUCCUCAUAUAGAUAUGGAAAUAUACCUGCACAUGCUAAGCAUUAUCAAAGCUAUAUGCAAUUGAUACAACAGAAAUCUGCUGUGGAGUACGCCCAAAGUCAGCUUAGCCUGGUGAACAUGUGCAAAGAUUCACAGAGGUGUCCAGAGCCGAAGAUGGAGUGGAAAGUAAAAAUAAGGAGUGAUGGGACAAGGUAUAUUACGAAAAGACCUGUCAGAGACAGACUCUUGAAGGAACGUGCCUUAAAGAUUAAAGAGGAGCGCAGCGGGACGACGACGGAUGAUGACACAAUGAGUGAAAUGAAGAUGGGUCGUUACUGGAGCAAAGAGGAACGGAAGCAGCAUCUGGUGCGAGCCAAGGAGCAGAGAAGGCGCCGGGAAUUCAUGAUGCGUAGCCGGUUAGAAUGUCUUAAAGAGAGCCCGCAAAGUGGCAAUGAAGGGAAAAAAGAAAUUAACAUCAUUGAACUAAGUCACAAAAAGAUGAUGAAGAAGAGGAACAAGAAGAUCUUGGACAACUGGAUGACCAUCCAGGAACUUAUGACACAUGGUGCUAAAUCUCCAGAUGACACAAGAGUGCACAAUGCUUUUUUAUCAGUUACUACCGUAUGAAUACAUCUGUUCUGGAAAAAAAUGUCUACUACCAGUUUUGGUAGUGUACAAUUGCCUCGUUCAAAGUGGCAUUUUCAAAUAUAUUUUGUGACAGUUUAUAGUUUGAUCUUUUUUGUAAGGAAAUUACUUGGUAAUUUUACAUUUGCUUUUCAUACAAUAGUAUUUUCUUUAACUGGUAAUUUUGCAGUCUUUCUUUACUCUGUGGUAUAUUCCUAAUGUUCAUUUCUAUUUUAAAAAAAAUAACUUUUAAAAGGGGGGGACCAAUUACUUUCGUACUGAAUUUUGGAGAUUAAUACUUGGGUCUUUUUUUCUAGUUUCCUUUUUUAAUACUUUACUACAACUGCAAUGCCAAAACAAAAUGCUUUAUACCUUAUUCUUGCUUAUUGGCAGCUUAAAUUUUUUAAUGUUGUUCAUUCCAUCUGUUCAUAAACCACAUGCCACAUCUCUUCAUGAUGCUUCAGAAAGACAUUCUGUCCAACAGCACAUUGUACAGUAUAUUCACUUUUUAAAUUGGAAUUGUCUUUGUCCAAGUACAGUGUUGGUGAGGAAUU